Molecule: messenger RNA, 2358 nt
Organism: Penicillium nucicola
Lineage: Eukaryota; Fungi; Ascomycota; Eurotiomycetes; Eurotiales; Aspergillaceae
Product: E3 ubiquitin-protein ligase HEL2
Exons: 3
Coding region: 1-2358 (785 amino acids)
Biological process (GO): rescue of stalled cytosolic ribosome; protein ubiquitination
Molecular function (GO): ubiquitin protein ligase activity; ribosome binding
Source: RefSeq, a predicted model, not a curated record
AUGGCCGACAGCCAGCCUCCUCCUCCAGAGUCCAGUCAAAGCCGCGGCGGUCGUCGCCGUGGCCGCGGAGGGGCAGCAACCUCCGGCCGAGAUUCACAACGGAAUGGUGAUGGCACUGGAAGAACAUCCAAGCCUCGCACUCGUGGUAGCGGUCGCGGCGGCGCCGAAGGUGGACGUGGCAGACAGAAUCCCAGUGCCGACCAGGCCCAGAAUGAUGACACGCAGUCCACAUCGAAAGCUACGAUAAAGGCGAAGAAACCAGUCGUCGCAGCAACCGAUGAUGCAGAUGAUGGAGAAGUUUGCUUCAUUUGCGCCUCUCCCGUUGAGCAUACCUCCGUCUCUCCUUGCAACCAUCGGACCUGUCACAUCUGUGCGCUUCGGCUGCGGGCACUAUACAAGAACAAAGCUUGCGCUCAUUGUCGGACCGAAUCGAAUUUCAUAGUCUUCACAGAUGAUCCGGUACGGCGAUUUGAGGACUUCCAGAAGAAAGACUUUGCUCGAACAGAUGAAAAUCUUGGUAUCCAAUAUGAGAACGACGAGAUAUUCGAGGAUACGGUGCUCUUGUUGCGGUAUAACUGCCCGGACGAGGACUGUGACGUGGCUUGUCUGGGCUGGCCGGAUCUCCACCGUCACGUAAAGAACAAGCAUGGGAAGGCGAUGUGCGAUGCGAUGUGGGACCGGCAGCUGACGAUGUGGAACAGUGACCUCUGUACACGGAACAAGAAGGUGUUUACUCACGAGCAUGAAUUGUUCACACCAGCCGAGUUGCGUAGACACGAGAAGUCCGGAGACGAUAAGCCAGGUGCCAUAGAUCAAAGUGGUUUCAAGGGACACCCCGAGUGUGGUUUCUGUCGUCAGCGCUUCUAUGGUGACGACGAGCUUUACACCCAUUGUCGUGACAAGCACGAACGUUGCCACAUUUGUGACCGACGCUCUUCCCACCGCCAGCAACAAUACUACGUCGACUACAACGCGCUUGAGAACCAUUUCCAAAAAGAUCAUUUCAUCUGUCUGGACCAGGAAUGCCUUGAAAAGAAGUUCGUCGUAUUCGAGUCUCAGAUGGAUCUGAAGGGUCACCAACUUGAGGCACAUCCCAACGGACUUUCCAAGGACGUUCGCAGAGACGCCAGAAUGGUUGAUUUGGCCGAGUUCGAUAACAUGCGCACUCCAUACCAACAGGGCCGUCAACGUCGGGGUGCCGGCCGAGGCCGUGACCCCAAUGCUGAGCCAUUGCCGGCAUCCAGCGCUCAGCCAAUGACCCGAGCUGAAAUCGCAUACCAGCGCCAGAUGGCUAUCCAAAGCUCACAAUCCGUCUCGACCCGCACCUUUGGUGGUCAGCUCACCCGGGAGGAUACUCAGCCUGUGCGCGCACCCGAGCGGUCCGCCGCUGCGACCCCCGUGCAAGCUCCUCCCGCCUCCCGCUCUACUCCUCUCCCUACUGCUCAAUUCGAAAAUCUCAACAUCUCUGCCACGCCAGCUCCGGUCAGUUCAUUAGAUGAAACUCGUCGCCUGCGCCACGGGGCCGUAAUUGAGCGUGCCUCCAACCUCCUUCGUAACGAUGCCACCAAGAUGGGCGAGUUCCGCCAGAGAGUAUCAAACUACCGUACUUCUUCCAUCUCAGCAACAGAGCUCAUCGAUGCCUUCUUUUCAUUGUUCGACACAUCCAGCACAGAGCUGGGGAAACUUGUCAAGGAACUAGCCGACAUCUACGAGGACGAAUCGAAGCGUUCCGGUCUCCUUCGAGCCUGGAACGACUGGCGUGCCAUCAACGAGGACUACCCGGCCCUUCCUGGUCCUGGGGGUCUUCUUCCUGGCAUGUCCCCAGCCACCGUCAGCACUGGCGGAAAACGAGUACUUCGCCUGAAGUCAUCCACCGCCCAAUCUUCCCGUUCUGCAGUCGGCCGAAGCGGUGCUCUUCCAACCGCUCCCUCAAACCCAUUCCCUCCUCUUUCUGCCGCAGCUGGCUCCUCUUCUCGCCGCUCAAAAGCAUCAUCCGCUACCCCUUGGGCUGCAGCCGCACCCGCGCCUUCAUUCUCUCGUCCUUCCAUGCCAAGCCCGGUCAGCCGUCCUUCCUCCACGACCCCCUCUUCCAGCCGUGCUCCUGUUUCUGCUCCUGCCCCCCGCGGUGAUGCCUUCCCAUCCCUCCCACCAGCAGCCAAGCCAAACGUCCUGAUGGCCGGCAAGACCCGCGGUACGGUCCGCUGGAACGACAACCGUGGUCCCGCUCCCAGUGCAUGGGGUUCCGGAAACAGCUCUGGAACUUCCACCCCUGCUGAGCCAAAUCUUGAUCAGGAGUCAAGCUCUGGCAAGAAGGGCAAGAAGAACAAGGGAAAGCAGACCUUGUUCCACUUCGGAUAA